Spodoptera exigua (beet armyworm) is the source of this 5263-nucleotide messenger RNA. The record is from the annotation of a GenBank genome assembly. Lineage: Eukaryota; Metazoa; Arthropoda; Insecta; Lepidoptera; Noctuidae.
AUGUGUAAGACUCCCGUACCGAGUGGAGCUAGAAAUAGUUCUUGUAGAAGUGUAAAUAAGAAUCAGUUUGCAACGUUACUUAUGAAGUUCAGAGCCCAAGAUGCAGUGAAUUUGUUAAGUGAGGCGAUGGAGAGCCGUGUCGGCCUGGACUACAUAGUAGAACAUGCGGAGUACACAGGGAAGCUUGCCGCGGCACUCACAUCCCCUGCCGCCCCCGUUAAGAAACAGGUGUUCGAGCUCCUAUCAGCUCUGUGCGUGUACAAUGCUGACGGCUACGCCAGGGCAGUCGACACCCUAGAGAGAUACAAGUCUCUAAAAGGUGAAAGGUACCGGCUAAGCGUGGUAGUUGAAGAGUUAAAGAAUGCAGCCACAACAGACUACAAGACAGCUCUGCUGGCCUUCAUCAACUGCCUCAUCAUAUCCGCACCACGGCUACCCGAUAGGAUCCGCGUCAGGAACGAGUUCAUUGGACUGGGACUUCUGCCGGCGUUAAAUAAUUUAAGACAUGAGGCAGCCAGUCACCCAGACCUGGGCGUACAGCUGGACGUGUUUGAGGAACAAAGAGAGAGUGAUGAAGCCCAGGGUCCCGGAGGUAUCAACCUCAACUCGCAUCUGGAUGUUUUCUAUGCGAUUCUCAAACAGGUAGCGGAAACUCCACAAGAGAUCCCAUUCCUUAGCAUACUGCAGCAUCUCCUAAGGAUAGAUCCCAAGGAGCCAGUGAGCGACAUCGUUUGGGACACAGCUGAAACGUUGGUCCACCGUGCCACACUCCUGGAGACCAGAGAAGAUGCUGCCAAGCUGCUCAGAGCACCAAGUGUGCAGGCGAAAGUGGGGUGUACCUGCCAACACCGUGAUAUCUCAGGCGGUGGCAGAAAGCAAAGUCUCCAGCGAGCGUUAUCACCACCGCCGCCACCACCACCUCCUGCAAUGGCAGGACCACCGCCUCCUCCAGCUCCGUUACCCCCACCGCCCCCAGGCGGCCCCCCACCCCCACCAGUCCCACCGCCACCCUCAAGCUGUGCACCAGCACCACCAGCACCAGCACUAGAUAUCAAACUGCCGCAGCAGGAAACCCCCAUACCGAAGACUAAGAUGAAAACUAUAAACUGGAAUAAAAUUCCUAAUAACAAAGUCAUUGGUCAAAAUAACAUUUGGUCGCUGGUAGCAUCGAGUCACAAACACUCACCGAAGGCAGACUUGGACUGGACCGAGAUCGAAGGCCUCUUCUGCCAACAGAUACAACCAACAGGAUCAGCCGGCUCCUCACCUAGGCUAGGAAGAAGUCCCAUCUGCGAUAGCUCUGGUGAGAGAAAGCCGAGGAAAGAAUCUUCUGAAAUCACACUUCUAGACGGCAAGCGGAGUCUUAAUGUUAAUAUAUUCUUGAAGCAGUUUAGAAGUUCCAACGAGGACAUAAUUCAAUUAAUACGCGAGGGAGCUCACGACGACAUUGGUACUGAGAAGCUGCGUGGUCUUCUCAAGAUCUUACCUGAGAUAGAUGAGUCUGAGAUGCUUAAGGCUUUCACCGGUGACGUCACAAAGUUGGGAACAGCUGAGAAGUUCUUAUUACAACUUAUACAACUUCCUAACUACAAGCUGCGAAUUGAAUGUAUGCUCCUAAAAGAAGAAUGGGCCUCAACAUCAGGGUACUUGGAGAGUGCAAUCAACGCUAUUCUGGUGGCUGGUGAUGAUCUGAUGUCUUCAAGAGCUUUACAGGAGGUGCUAUACAUAGCGCUAAUCGCUGGUAACUUCCUGAAUGCUGGUGGCUAUGCCGGAGGAGCGGCAGGAGUCAAGCUCUCCUCUCUGCAGAAACUACCAGACAUCAGGGCCAACAAACCUGGCAUGACGCUCAUGCACUAUGUGGCAAUGCAAGCUGAACGCAAAAACAAAGAACUGAUUCACUUUGCGGACGACACGCGCGUACUGGAAGAAGCUGCUAAGGCCACUGUGGAACAGUUGCACAAUGAGAUCAAGACCCUGGCCAACAGGAUACAAGGCUUGAAGAAGGAGAUUCAGAUGCCAAGCACGCAGCAGGAUAUUAAGGAACAGAUGGGAGAUUUCUUGCAGGUGGCUGAACAAGAGGUGUCAGCUCUCGACAAAGAUAUGGAGGAGGUCGAAAGCAUCAGAAAACAACUUGCUGAAUUCUUCUGUGAAGACCCUGUGUCGUUUAAAUUAGAGGAAUGUUUCAAGUUGUUUGUGUGGUUCUGCAGCAAGUUCAGGUCUGCUGUAAGUGAUAAUGAAAGACGGCGAGCUAAUGAAGAACAAGCUGCUGCUAGAAGACGAGCCAGGGACAUGGCUGCCGCUAGAGUAAAGACCGGAACAAGCAGUGUCAGCAGCACACCUGUAUCUGAGUGCGAGUCUCUCAUGGAGUCGCUACUGCUGGACAUCAGGAACGGACUGGGCAGGAGAUCGCUCAGGAAACCACAUGAUCCAUCUCCUUCGCCUGAUGUGACUCCAACCGGUAGCUUACGCCGCAGAAGCAGGGCUAGUCCUGGUGAUGAUGAAGAAGGCUUACUGGAGUUCCUCCGUCAUUCGUCACCAGCUGCUAACGAUCUUCGAGAAAGAAGUGCAUGGGGUAGUCUCGAUCGCUCCUGGUCUCGCCGCGGCGCUGCCCGUGCUCGCCUGGAGAUACCGGAGAGUGCGCGCGAGCGGCCUCCGUCCCCGCGCGCCCCGCACGCCCCCUCCACCCCCACCCCGCCUGCGCCAGCGUCGCCUGCACCUGCAUCACCUGAGACAGCGCCCGCUAAGCCCAAGGAGUGGCGGCAGAAGAUCGAGUCGUGGCUGCGCGCGAGCAGCCAGGAGGACGCGCGCCCGCGCACGCGCACCAUGCGCCUCCACAACGACAAGCGCUCCUUGGAAAACGACUCCGAGAGCGAGCGAAGCGCAACCCUCGAGCCCUUGCCUGAGGGCCGCGCCGACUGGAGGCCUGCCGUACUUCCCGACAGCGACGUUGUCAAGGCACUUGAGACUGUCGAAGAUGUACAACCGCAGAAAAAGGACAACAGAGUGCCUUGGAGGAAAACCGAAGAGAACGAGGAGAUGAGAAGGCUCAGAAGACAAAGGUCGCGACAGCAAAUAGAGUCACCACAACCGUUGAUAUCAAUACUAGAAGAACAAAAGAAACUGCCCGAUAUAAAGGUCACUAGCGACCGAGAAUCUACCACCGUCAGACAAGAAAGGGCCGAGAAAUCGGACAGAGUAGAAAUUGACUCAGAUAACCUCGAAACUCCACCAGCGCAAAGGAAGUUCAAUUCAUCCUUCAAUCCACCUCCAGAACGAGAGCCUUGCAGAAAAUUCCAACCUUCCUUACCCACCCGGUCCAAUCUCAGUGACAAAGCUUCUGCCGAAAUGAAAGACCUUUGUCAAGAAAUUUUGGGUGAUGGUCAGUUUGACAGAUUUUCUGCCGCCAGGAGAACGAGGAGGUAUAAGAGGAAUACAGAUUCUAAUAGUUCACCUGAAGAAGAAAAGAAACCUGAGCCGCCAGCACCAGAACUAAUAGCAGAGACUCAAGUGAUUAGACCUUCAAAAUUAGAAGUCCAAGCUUCAUAUAAAGUUGAGACACCGCAAGAAGUAGCAAAACCAAUUGAAGCUGGUAAAGAUGAGAAAGAAACCAGGUUGAAACGGUGGCAGGAUAGAUUAAAGAGCCAAAGUACAGACAAAUCGACCAAAGAAACAAAACCAUACCUACGGAUGAGGCGGCAGACUUCUAUAAACCAGGAGGACGUGCAGAAAGCGAUCAGAGAACUUAAAUCUCCUGCUGAUAACCCUACUGGAGUUUGGUCGAGAGACGGAUACAGAAAGUCUCUCAAUACCCGAACUGAAAAGGCUCCCGAGAAGGUUCCAGAAAGGACGACCUCCCCAAGAAUGUCAAAAGUCAAGAGUGAACACGAAUUAAAUGAUGAAGGGUUUGAAGAAACUCAGAGUCUGAAUUCAGAGAGUGCGUCCCAGGGUGCUUCGUCGGGCUGCAACGUGGAGUGUGAGUCACCUGUGCCGAAAAUCUCCAAGUCCCCAGUUCCCAAGUUGGGACAACCAAAGAAGAUAGCUACCAAAGAGACGAGGACGCCCCCUCGGACACCUAUAGACCCCAAACGUGUGAUUCCAAAACGGGCUAGUUCUUUAAGAGUGGAAAGGUCUACAUCAAGGGCCUCGCUAAGAAGCUCUAGGAGUUCUCUAAAUAGUUCUACAUCAGUAUCGACUGUAAAGAGAGUUCCACCAGCACCUGUAAAGCCUACACCCAAACCUGUACCGAAGCCCGUAUCAAGGAUGCCAGCUUCCAGGUCUUCUUCCAGUGGUAGCUCGGUAGGUACUGCUAGACCACCGCUGAAGAGUUUGAACAGCAGGCCGACUUCGGGCUUCAUGAGGCCUACACAGGCUUCCAAAGGAAAGGUAGGCGUAACCACACAACAAGUCUUGAGGGCAAGCGUCAAAUAAGUGCUGCUUUUGCAACCUUAGAAGAGCUGUCAGCAUCGUAUGCCUUUGACAGGUCAUCUUUGUGUUCUGGUGCUAAUUCGAAAUAAAGUAAUAAAAGACAAAAAAUCAGGACCAAACUAUUACUGCGAGGUUAACUAGUGAAAAAAGUAAAAAAAAAAUGCUAUUGCAAAUAAUAUGUUUUCUUUAACAUAUGAAAUCUUAGUUUCGUCGCGGUAAAGUACGUGAGGAUCAAGUGCCUUGUUUUCUGACCAGACUUGUUAGUAUUAAUUAAAAUAAAAUACAAAAAAAAAAAUAUUAAUCUUUAAAUAAACAGGUAAUUAUUGGAAACUUCAGAUUGUAUUAGGCGCUAGAAUCUCAACAGUUACAAAAUCUGAAGUUUUCAAUGACUGAUUAUUUUAUUUUAUUAUAAGUUUUAUAAUUAGAUCUGUUUACAAAGAACGUUGUCAUAUACGUAACGAACCCGUACGUAAUUAUUAUUAAAGUAAUAUUAUGUUUUUAUUUAAUUUAAUAAAAAAUAAAAUUCAGUGAAUGUGCCACGAGAUAGUACGGGUAUUUAUUUAAAUUACCAUUUUUAUUAAAUUAAUGUAAGGGCGUCACCGUGAUAUCAAUUUUUGGAAAUUCGCAAUAAUGAACGAAAUUGUAAUUUUCCUAAAACUGCUUAACGUUUCAUCUGAAAAGAUUAAUAAGCGUAUAUUUUAUUUUUUUAUUAAAGUUAUCGCUAUCCUUAGCCAACUUACUCAGUCGCAGUAAGUGAAAAAGAGAUAGCAAGUCCGGCAGCAAGCUUUUAAUCAUAGAAGAGAAAUAUUAAACAGUUUUCGGAAAAAUCAACAUUUAA